This is a messenger RNA of Cladophialophora immunda, 5348 nucleotides long. RefSeq lists its product as uncharacterized. Gene Ontology annotation, molecular function: clathrin light chain binding; actin filament binding; clathrin-cargo adaptor activity. NCBI's taxonomy places the organism in Eukaryota, Fungi, Ascomycota, Eurotiomycetes, Chaetothyriales, Herpotrichiellaceae. The record is from RefSeq and is a predicted model, not a curated record. Gene Ontology annotation, biological process: actin filament organization; endocytosis; clathrin coat assembly. Bases 234 to 3413 code for a protein of 1059 amino acids. The transcript is spliced from 5 exons. Gene Ontology annotation, cellular component: actin cortical patch; clathrin-coated vesicle.
CCGGCCUCUCUUGAAAUUCGUCUGCCUGCCUCGACGGUGAUAUGAUGUGACAAGUCUAUUGAGCUUCCUGCUGCAUUGCUCUUUUCAUCUUCCACUGACGUCCUCACAAAUCAGUCAGACUGGCGUUCUUCGUACCCCCAACUUACGACGCGGCGGGGAGACGGCGCUCAGGUGCAGGCGCAAUCUACGACGGCUUCGGCAAGACUCAAGUCAUCGACGACCACUCUGCCCACAUGGCUUAUCCCGCUCUCGCGACCGGCACAGGUCGUAACAUCGACAUGGCCAAAACCGAGUCGGAUCUGGCCAUCAACAUCCGCAAAGCUACCAGCAUCGAGGAGACUGCACCCAAGCGGAAACAUGUUCGCUCAUGUAUUGUUUACACAUGGGACCACCGAUCCUCCUUGUCCUUCUGGGCGGGGAUGAAGGUCCAGCCCGUCAUGGCGGACGAGGUCCAAACCUUCAAAGCGUUGAUCACCAUCCACAAAGUCCUGCAAGAGGGUCACCCGGUGACGGUCAAAGAGGCGCAGCAGAACAUAAAUUGGAUCGAAAGUCUUGCUAGAGGCGUGACUGGAGAAGGACUGCGAGGAUACGGCCCUCUUAUUCGUGAAUACGUCUUCUUCCUGCUCGCGAAGCUGGGCUUCCACCGCAACCACCCCGAGUUCAAUGGUCUCUUUGAGUACGAAGAAUACAUCAGCCUGAAGUCGAUUAACGAUCCCAACGAAGGCUACGAGACCAUCUCUGACCUGAUGACCCUGCAGGAUCAAAUUGACACUUUCCAGAAGCUGAUCUUCUCGCACUUUCGCGGCGGGUCGAACAACGAGUGCCGCAUUGCAGCCUUGGUGCCCCUGGUCCAGGAAAGCUAUGGGAUCUACAAGUUCAUCACCAGUAUGCUUCGAGCAAUGCACACCACAACCGGCGACGAUGACGCCCUUGAACCACUCCGCACUCGAUACGACGGCCAACAUUAUCGACUCGUCAAGUUCUACUACGAAUGCUCCAACCUCCGAUAUCUGACAUCCCUCAUCACCGUGCCCAAACUUCCUCAAGAUCCUCCCAACCUCCUAGCCGACGACGACGAAAGACCCGCCCUCCCCAAACGGCCUGCCAAAGAAAUCGAGAAACCUCCUACUCCCGUGGCAAAGAACGGAACCCCCGAUACCCAGAAGGAUAUCGAGGACUUCUGGACAAGAGAAGCUCAAAGACAACAAGAGGAGUAUGAGGCGGAACAACGUCGUCUGCAGCAACAAUGGGAAGACCAGCAGAGGCAACAGAUGUUGGCACAGCAAGAGGCGCAGCGUCAGUUCGAAGAGCAACAGAGGCUGCAGGCGGAGCAACAACGCCUCGCCCAGGAACAACUUCUUCGCGAUCAGUACGCUGCACAAACCCAAGGUCGCUUGGCUGAGCUGGAGCGGGAGAACCUCAACGCUCGUGCGCAGUAUGAGAGGGAUCAGUUGAUGCUUCAGCAAUACGACCAGCGCAUGAAGGCUCUCGAAGAACAGCUGCAACAGCUCAACGCCAACUUCCAGAUGCAAUCUCAAUCCAAAGACGACCAGAUCGCGGCGUUGCAGGAACAAGUCAACACGUGGCGGUCCAAGUACGAGGCGUUGGCCAAGUUAUACUCUCAACUGCGACAGGAACAUCUUGAUCUUCUUCAGACCACCAAGUCACUGAAGUUGAAAGCGGCAUCGGCCCAGGAAGCCAUUGACCGCCGCGAGCGCCUUGAGCGCGAGAUGAAGACUAAGAACCUUGAGCUGGCCGAUAUGAUUCGUGAACGCGAUCGCGCCCUGCACGAAAAGGAUCGGGCUCAAGGUUCCAACCGAGAGGAGGUCGAGAAGCUGAAACGUGAACUGAGACUUGCGUUGGAGCGAGCUGAGGAUGCUGAGAGGGCCAAGGGGUCCGAACUGUCGUCGAUGCUAGCCAAAUACAAUCGUGAAAUGGCCGAUCUGGAAGAGGCAGUUCGGAGCAAGACAAGACAACUCGAAGAGAUUCGCUCCAAGCAGGGCGAACGGAACUACGACCAGGAAGCCGCCCUGCGAGAAAAGGAUGAUGAGAUCGAGAUUUACAAGUCGGGGAUGGAGCAGGCACUGGAGGAGCUCGAAGAACUCAAGUUGGGACACGGCGAGUCCGACGGUGCGCUGGACGGUGCCAUUGACGAAGUCAUCAAGACCACCGUCAACAAAAUCAACGACAUUAUCGACUCCGUCCUUCAGAGCGGCGUGCAGAGGGUGGAUGACGCUAUGUACGAACUCGACUCUCCCAUGCAGGCCGGCAAUCAGAACGCCACGGCACCCUAUGUCCUGUCCCAGAUCGAAAAGGCCUCUGCCAGUGCGACCGAGUUUUCCACCGCAUUCAAUAACUUUGUCGCGGACGGACCUAACAGCCCGCACGCAGACAUCAUCAAGACUGUUUCCGUCUUUGCGGCGUCCAUCGCCGACGUCUUGUCCAACACCAAGGGCCUGACACGCUUCGCGACCGAGGAAAAGAAGGCCGAUCAAUUGAUCGAUGCCGCGCGACAGUCCGCCCUUUCCACGGUCCAAUUCUUCCGCAAUCUGCAGUCGUUCCGCCUCGAGGGACUGGAAGCCGUGCAGAAAACCGAUGUGGUGAUCAACAGCAACCACGAUGUGCUCAUGAAACUGCAAAAGCUGUCGAAACUCGCCGAUGCCUUUGCACCCAAGGGAAGCAAGCUCAAGACCACCGGCGAUUUGGGUGACCUGGUGGACUCGGAGUUGACCAAGGCCGCCAACGCGAUCGAUGCCGCGGCACAGCGUCUUGCCAAGUUGAAGAACAAACCUCGUGAUGGUUAUUCGACUUAUGAGUUGAAGAUCAACGACUCGAUCCUGGAGGCGGCCCUAGCCGUUACCAACGCCAUUGCACAACUGAUCAAAGCAGCCACGGAAUCGCAGAAUGAAAUCGUGCGCGAGGGGAGAGGGUCCUCGUCUCGUACUGCAUUCUACAAGAAGAACAAUCGCUGGACCGAGGGACUGAUAUCCGCCGCCAAAGCCGUGGCCACGUCGACCAACACUCUCAUUGAAACCGCUGACGGCGUGAUUUCCGGCCGCAACUCUCCCGAGCAGUUGAUCGUGGCGUCAAACGAUGUCGCCGCUUCGACAGCACAGCUUGUCGCUGCAUCUCGGGUCAAGGCGAGUUUCAUGUCCAAAACCCAGGACCGCUUGGAGCAGGCCAGCAGGGCGGUGGGAGCGGCUUGUCGUGGCUUGGUCAGGCAGGUGCAGGACAUCAUCAAGCAGAAGGCGAGGGAUGAGGGCGAAUCGAUGGACUAUUCCAGGUUGAGCGGACACGAAUUCAAGGUCAGGGAAAUGGAGCAACAGGUCGAGAUUCUCCAGCUGCGAAACGCCCUAGAUGCGGCGCAGGCGAGGUUGGCCGAAAUGCGGAAGCUUUCUUAUCGCGAGGAUUGAGGACCAUCACUUGAAUUCCCAAACAGAUUGGUAACGACUCUUCCUUCUCCGGUUUCACUCUUGCCGACAGGAUGAAGGGGGUGAGGGCAAGAGACGAUGGCAGUGGUUGGGGGGAAUGGCAAUGACGGGACGUGUGAAAUGGAGGAUCAUGAAGACCGGCGAUAAUGAACCCGAGCCUGACAUGAAGCAGAAGCACGAGCACGAGCGAAGUCGAUACAGCCGGGUCGAAGUCACUGGUAGAGAGCAGCAUAGGCAGCAAGUAUAUCGAGAUUGGUGUAUUGCAUCACACAACCACGCACAAUUGAGGGACAUCGUUGUCGGACCAUGUUCCAAUCCUUUUCCGACCCCGUUCAGGGCUGGCGCGGUGAUGCCGUCAGCCACGCUCUCGAAACUCGGCGCCGCGCGCUCGGGAGUAUUGCACACCGUAUUCUCAGCUGAGGGUUGAGGCUGCCCGGAACCGCUAUUCGAUGGGCUGGCAGCGGAGGUGUUGGCCCCCGGGGUGGAGGCUGUGCCGAAGACAGGAGAUGAGACGGCGCCAUAAGGGCUUACACGCGAGUCUCCUUUUCGACGGUUAGAACCCUUGAAAAGGAGGCGAGCCUGUAACCGUGGGACGUAAAGGCCAAUAUAACAAUAAACUCCUACAACACGACAAUGACCGCCUAUACCAGGAGAACGGCCGCCUGCCCGCUGAAAAUCAGCGCCUGCGAUAUGACAACGACCUCCAGCGAGACGACAUUGAUCGCCUGCAAAACGACAAUGCGGCGAUCCCAGAGCUGCAAGAGCAGCUGACGGAGCUGGAGAGGGCCACAGGUCGAGAUGAUGAUGGGAUCGCCCUCGUCGUUCCUGGGCAGCGCCGACUCUUCGGUUCCGGCCCGUGGAUGAGGAGGCGUUCGGGGCUGAUACACAUAUCCAACCCUCCGAGCCAAUAUAUCCACCAAUCCAUCCCGAAUCCUUUUGUUCCUUUUCGCUCCGCCGGGGCGCCACCAAUGUUUUGGUGGUUGGCCAUUGGAUGGCAAUGCUCAACCCCGCCCCGGCGAAGACAGACACAUAGCCAUGACCUGGCAUGUCUUGAUCCUGAAAAUCACCAUCCAGGCGAUCCUCAUCCGCCCAAACCUUUCCUCCCGCGAUAGGGAUAUUUAUUAUCCCUGAAAUCUUGCGGAUCGAAACCCGAGCCUUUUCUCGAAUCCCUCCGCGAUAUAAUCCUCCUCCAUUCGACCGCGGAACAUGCUUUCCUUCAUCAAAACAACCCCGCCAGCCACAGGCAAUGUGGAGCCUGGCUUCUGCAUAUUCCAUCCACGAUCGACCUCCCUUCUUUGGUCCUCGAAUGACCGAAUUUCUCGAGGAACGCCAUCCUAAUAUUUUCGACGGCCGACCGGACGCCGCCACGCUAGAUAUUCAAGGGGCGACGCAUGCCAAACCGACCAUCAUGGACUAUGACGUGUCGCGCCGGCGCAACGCGUGUCGCUAUGAUGGUCUCUCUCCCUUCGUCCUGUUGUCCUCUCGAUAUCUGGCCUCUAGCCGUCCCCUCUUGAAGCCUUGACUCGACUCGUCGUCUUUCGCGCUGAGAAUCCUCUCGCUCUCGAGCGAAAUUCUCCCUCUCGCGGUUGUCGUCGUCGUCCACGCUCAGCAGACCCGGUCACAUCCGUUGACCCCGCCGCGUCUCAACUCAAAGUCUGCGUCAUUUGUGACUACAGACGCGAACGAUAUCGAGCGUAGAAGUUGGACUGGGUGGGUGUAAAAGGGGAUCCUUCAGUGGUUUAUAUCUCCACGCCUUGUCCUGGUUCUCAAGCCGGCUCUGGGGUCGUAUCCAAUCUCAUCCGGGGUCGGAUCCAAUCUCACGUGCUUUGACCGGAUCGUGCUGGAAGAGAGAAGCCGCACAAAAAAAUCAGAAAACGCCGAAACCUCCCAAAAAAGUAGAAAAUGAAAAAAAAAACU